Zeugodacus cucurbitae (melon fly) is the source of this 3326-nucleotide messenger RNA. It is a transcript of the gene CtBP, whose product is annotated as C-terminal-binding protein. Lineage: Eukaryota; Metazoa; Arthropoda; Insecta; Diptera; Tephritidae. The record is from RefSeq and is a predicted model, not a curated record. The transcript has 9 exons. The coding region runs from base 1020 to 2420 and encodes 466 amino acids. Gene Ontology annotation, molecular function: transcription corepressor activity; oxidoreductase activity, acting on the CH-OH group of donors, NAD or NADP as acceptor; NAD binding.
AUUUAUGUACUAAAAUUGAAGAAAAGAAGAAGAAGCACAGACAGCAAAAAGAAUCGCCGUGUUCUCCACCAUUUUCCGCCAUUUUGAAAGCUACGAGUGUAAAAUUUAGUGAUUCGUCAGGAAACGCGUUGCUUAUAAAGAUUUCUAAAAUUGCUGAAAAAACCUACAUAAAAUAAAUAAUUUAAGUGUAAAUUGUUAGUGGAUCAACCACAAAAGUGUUUGUGAAUAAAAAGUAGUUGUUUAAAACGUUGUGUUUGCUCGAUUUGUUCGAGGAAAAUUUUAUGUUCUGUACAAGCGAAAAGGGCUAACCAACGCAGAAAAAAGCAAGCCUACUACAAGUGAGCGAGUAGCACCACAAAAUCCACGGUCUGCCGCCGCGGCUAUAAACUUAAAAAGGCAAUACUUUGAAAAAUAUGGUUUAUAACUAGUUAUAAAAUUAAAGUUUGUUGACGUGCCUAACGCAGGAAAUAAAAUUGAAAGUUGUCGCGCAGUCAUAGUUCGUUUCGUUCCCAGACCUUGUCAACGUCGCAGAACACAUUUAAGUCGGUCAAUACAUACAUAGUGACCAUUCAACAAAUCGUUCGUGAAUUUUGUCCCUUUAAAAUAGUGAAAACUAUGACUGAUAAAAUGGAUAAUUCAACAUGAAGGAAAUGAAGUUAUUACGUAUGAAGGUCACACAUUUUUAUUAAAUUGUAAUCGUUGUGCCAGUUGAAAUAUCUGAGAAAUAAUAUUAAAAACAAAAUAUCUGCGUCGUAUAAAUUUACGUUUUACGUAGCUGAGCUGAAGUGAAAAAAGGAAGUGCAAGAUAUUAACGAUUGCGCAUAGUUGGGAAAAACCGAAAAAUUGCAAUUCAUCACAUUUCUUUUUUAAGGUCAAAGUUUUAUAUUAUUUAUAGCGUUUCUUGUUUUGUUCAUAUAUAUGCAGGAGGAGUGUAUUGUAACACACAAAUAUAUUAACAUAGACUUGCAAAACGAAAACAUACUUUUCAAUAAAAUACAAAUACGAUAGUAACACACACAAUGGAUAAAAAUAUGAUGUUGCCGAAGCGUUCACGCUUGGACGUGAAGGGCACAUUCGCCAAUGGUCCGUUGCAGGCACGCCCAUUGGUGGCGUUGCUUGAUGGUCGCGACUGUUCGAUUGAAAUGCCUAUAUUGAAAGAUGUGGCCACAGUGGCCUUCUGCGACGCACAAAGUACAUCCGAGAUUCAUGAAAAGGUUCUAAAUGAAGCUGUCGGCGCACUAAUGUGGCAUACUAUAAUCCUAACAAAAGAGGAUUUGGAAAAAUUCAAAGCUUUACGUAUUAUAGUGCGGAUUGGUAGCGGUACGGACAAUAUCGAUGUAAAAGCAGCGGGUGAACUUGGUAUUGCCGUUUGUAAUGUGCCGGGUUAUGGUGUUGAAGAAGUAGCAGAUACAACAAUGUGUUUGAUAUUAAAUUUGUAUCGAAGGACCUAUUGGCUGGCGAACAUGGUGCGCGAAGGCAAAAAAUUUACCGGUCCUGAACAAGUGCGGGAAGCAGCGCAUGGUUGCGCCAGGAUUCGGGGAGACACCUUAGGACUUGUAGGACUUGGUCGCAUUGGCAGCGCUGUCGCAUUGCGAGCAAAAGCAUUUGGCUUUAAUGUUAUAUUUUACGAUCCUUAUCUUCCGGAUGGUAUCGACAAAUCGCUUGGCCUAACUCGUGUCUACACCCUACAAGAUUUGCUAUUUCAAUCGGAUUGUGUGUCGUUGCAUUGUACACUCAACGAGCAUAACCACCACUUAAUUAACGAAUUCACAAUUAAACAGAUGCGACCUGGUGCAUUUUUGGUAAACACAGCACGAGGCGGACUGGUCGAUGACGAGACCUUGGCUCUGGCUCUGAAACAAGGUAGAAUAAGAGCUGCAGCUUUAGAUGUGCACGAAAACGAGCCCUACAAUGUAUUCCAAGGAGCCCUUAAAGAUGCUCCAAAUCUUAUAUGUACACCACAUGCAGCCUUCUUCAGCGAUGCAUCCGCAACCGAGUUGCGAGAAAUGGCAGCAACGGAGAUACGACGGGCAAUAGUCGGCAAUAUUCCAGACGUCUUAAGGAAUUGUGUUAAUAAGGAAUAUUUCUUGCGAACACCAGCUGUGGCUGCUGCUGCUGCAGCUGCGGCAGUGUAUUCAGAAGGAUUAAAUGGUGGAUAUUACGCAACUGGCGGACUGCAACAGGCCCACAGUACUACACUUGAUGUACCGCACACUGCAGCUGGCAGUGCACUUAUCGUACCACCGCCGCCGUCGGUAGUGAAUCCGUCACCAGUUCCUACGGUGCCGUCGGUGCAUAUAGCACCGCAAGUUGGAUUACAGCAUGGACUUGUGAGUAGUAAAUCGCCCCUGAAUGCACCAGACCCUAAUAACCAUCUUUCGUCUGCUUCUAACAAACCAGAGCCAUCAGAGGUCCAAUAGUUCAAAAGCGCCAACCAUUGUCAGCGAACUCAGCAAGCUAAUAUAAAUAAAUAAAUCAACAACAGCAACAAUAAACCACAAUCGUUUAAACGAAACAGCAAAUUGACCUGAAAAUAAUUGAAACGCAAAUUCAUCAAACCAGCAACACGAAUUAAUUAAUUUCCGCAACUAAUUUUAAAACGGCAAUAUUUUAGUGACAACGGCCAGCAGAAAAAAAUAAAUAAAUAAAGAAUGCAAAUUCUAGACGUGAUGUAAAAUUUUAAACCAAGAAGAAGAUAUUUUAAGAUUAAUUAUGGCAUAAUUACACAUAGAAAACGUUUAUAUGUAAUAAUGAACUGGCCGUUGUUCCGCCGUUAAUACGCAACGUGAACGUAAUGACCCAAACUUAGCACGUAGUAUGCACAUAUAGGCAGCAGAUUAAAAUAAUCACAUAAUUUAAAAAUGAAAAGAUGCGGAAAAUCAGCAAAAAUGAAAGAAUGCAAAAAAACGAAGACAAUUUUAACUUGAUCCGUCACAAUAUUUCGUUAAAAUUUUAAAGCUUAAAAAGAGUAUUCGCUUAUGUAAGUGACAAACAAAAUAUAUAUGUACUAGUAUAUUUCUUUGUAGGGAUAUACUAAACACACUUUAAACACGCUUAUUCGCUCUACAAUACUUAAACAUGUUCUAACAAAUACAAAUUAAUUGAAUAAUUCAGAGUGAAGUACAAUUAAAUAUAAACAAACAAAAAACACAAAAAAAAAAACAAAUAUAUAAGUAACAAGCUCAUUAUAAAUGUUUAGUUAAUCAAAAAAGUUGUCUUACAUAAUACUCCUCUAGAUUUGCAAUUAAUUUAAGUUACUUAUGAAAUUCAAUUGAAUAGUUUUACCCACAAUCAUUUAAAAAAGUAAUUAUACAAUGAGAGAAGAU